CCCCGGCCCCGCCAGUCGUCUCGUUACAGUGCCGGAGACCGCACGCACCGCUUCGCGCCCAAUGUCAAAAGGACGCAAGAAUUGAACCGGUGUUCGAAAUACAAAAUAAAAAGUUGAAAAUCGCGUUCGUAACGAAUGAAUAACGGAAUUUGUUGAAAAUGCCUUUGCCGUUUAACAAGAGUUUGGACUUGAAAUUGUUAGGUUUAGUGAAAGAGAACUGUAUAUUGUAUAAUACUAAACAUCCGAGGUAUUUGGAUUUUGAUGCCAGAGAAGUAGUUUGGCAGAAGAUUGGGGAUGCCCUUAACAGAUCCGACCAAGUGUGCAAAGCACGCUGGAUCAACAUUCGCGACAUGAUGCGUCGUAAGAUCCGCGAAAGACUACGGAACCCUCAACAUCGUUCAUACAACUACAAGUAUGAAGAAGAGAUGUCCUUCAUGAUCCCAUACUUUAAGGACUCUAAUACUAGCAACGAGGAAUAUACUGACUUUAUCGAAGAGGACACACCCUGCGAUGAGAUCUCACCAUCCGACGUAUUCGCCGACGUGGAAUCCUACCAGCCUAAAGAAUCUAAACCAGUCAUCAGCAACAUGAAACCCAAGGAGGAUUUCCCGAACCAAUACCAAGAUCUAAACCCAACUGAUCCUAUAGACGUGUUCCUGAUUACUAUAGGAUCUACGCUGAGGAGAUUUAGUCCGUAUUACUUGAAUCAGGCGAAGAGUAAGAUAUUUCAGGUUGUGCAGGAUUAUGAGCUGCAGCAGAUUAUGAAUAAAGAUGAUAGUUUGAAUGCUUCGAGCAGUGAUGCUAGGUAGUUAAGGUUGUAAGUU
Cydia amplana is the source of this 824-nucleotide messenger RNA. RefSeq lists its product as uncharacterized. The coding region runs from base 159 to 809 and encodes 216 amino acids. NCBI's taxonomy places the organism in Eukaryota, Metazoa, Arthropoda, Insecta, Lepidoptera, Tortricidae. The transcript has 3 exons. The record is from RefSeq and is a predicted model, not a curated record.